This is a messenger RNA of Perkinsus marinus ATCC 50983, 1296 nucleotides long. RefSeq lists its product as hypothetical. Lineage: Eukaryota; Perkinsozoa; Perkinsida; Perkinsidae. The transcript has 3 exons. Bases 1 to 1260 code for a protein of 419 amino acids. The record is from RefSeq and is a predicted model, not a curated record. Gene Ontology annotation, cellular component: small-subunit processome; Pwp2p-containing subcomplex of 90S preribosome. Gene Ontology annotation, molecular function: protein binding. Gene Ontology annotation, biological process: rRNA processing.
AUGUCGAAAAGGGAAAGGCCUGAGGAUAGCAAGACCGACACUGCUGCUAUGCCUAAGCCUGCUUGGGUGGAUGAGGAUGACGACGCGUCCACCUCGACGGCUGAGGUGGACCUGACCAGCCACAAUCGUCUCAAGAAGCUCCGCUCUAGUCGCGAUGAGAAGAAGAUUUCCGUCCGGGAAUACGAGUCCAGACUUCGAGACAGAUUUACUCAAAUGAGUGGCCGACAGAACUGGGCAGAGACCAAGGCUGGAGAGGAGGAGGAGACGGUUGACUCUGAAGAUGAGUUCAUCCCUAGUCUCAAUAAGGCCGCGGACCCGUCCAAGCUGGCGAUCAGACGGGUCGCCAAUGUCUCUGCUGGUCGAGGGCCGGCCGGGUAUAGCCCUGUGACGGUCCUGGCUUGGCAUCCCAGGGAGGACCUGCUGUUAUCAGCCCAUCGUAAUGGUGAUUCCUUCCGACUCAACAAGGUCGAUGGUAAGAAUAACAAAGAAGUUUAUGCGGCUAAGUUGAAGGACUUCCAGAUCGAGUCAACGGCAUUCCUGAACUCCCAUGAAGUGGCCGCCGUGGGCCCGCAAGGCACCGUUUGCUUAUUCGACCUGAAUCAGCAGUCUGUGACCGCGAUGAAGGGAGCGUGUGGUACGAAUAGGAAAGACAGGAAAUUGUGGAGCAUCUCAGCAUUGGGCAACGACAAGUCCUUCGCGAUGGCCACUCAAGGAGGGGAGGUCCUCGUCACCGACACCAGGAGCCGUAAGCUAGCAGCUAAGUUCCAACUGGGAGCCCCCGCCAGUGUCGUGGCCUGGGACCAAGACAGGGAGCAUCUGGUCUGUGCUGACACUAGGGCGAACGUGUACCUGUGGGACGUAGGAAGCAGACGAUGCGUCGCGAAAGCUCAUGAUGACCUCGCGGUCUCUAUUACGUGUGGGGCUAUGUUCGACCAUGGGUUGGCCUUAGGCACGUCUAGUGGCACUUUGGAUGUGGUUGAUUUGAAGGGCGAUGGCAGUCUUGGGGACUUCAGGACGGUGUGUGAGUCUUUGGUGAACCCUCUUACUACGGUAUGCUCACUACGAGGGGAGGUCCUCUUCGGAGGGACCAAUGCUAAGAACUCGGCCGUUCGAGCCACCAAUGCUACCACUGGGCAGACCUAUUCCAACUGGCCUACACGCAUCAGUAACUUGGGUAGAGUUGAAUCUAUGGCGGCUAAGGACGACUGGUUGGCUAUGGGCAACUCUCGAGGGCAGGUCUUGUUGUUCACCGUCAGUUGAGUAGUUCCCAUUCCCCCUAUAAUCGACGUAUUGUAU